AUCUUGCAUGAUGACAACACUGUCUAUACUCAUCUUCAUAAGUUUUAUAACAUGCUUCGACGCUGAAAAACACUUCGAAAAUGAAAGGCUAAACUACAGAAAAAAUGUGAUCGAUUUCAAGUUUGCCUGGUGCCAAAUGCGCAUGCACAGGUACGAAUGGAAAAAUUUGAUUGGUCAUUGCUUAACACGGGUGUCUUGGGAUGCAAAACCGCUGGACAAAAAGCUUCAAACAAGAGCUAGCAAAAGUUAUGUCAAAAAAUUGGAUAUUAAACCUGUAGGAUUCUUCAGCAAGAUUUACAUUCAGUCAGUUUCAGUGAAAAACGAAAAUAAAACAAUCGGUGGGGAUUCUUGGCGCGUUGACAUUCGGGGACCUUCCAACAUGGCAGCUACGGUGUACGACAAAAAAAACGGGGUAUACGAAGCUGUGUUUUUGCCAGAGGAGCCUGGGCUGUACAGGGCGGAGAUAACAUUGGAUUAUUCGCUAUGCAAGGGAUUCAAAGAUCCACCAGUGGAUUGGUUUAUGAGAGGCUGUCGACACGGUUCAUUCCAGCCACAUGGGAGCCUGGGUAACAGAACGCAUGAUUUCUUGCAGGGGCGACUAGGAGGCGAACAAAUUACUUUCAGUGUUCCCUCAUCUUCAACGAUCAUAGCCAAGGAGAUCAAUGCAUUUAAAAAAGUAAGCCAAACAGCCUGCAAAGAGAAAUGUAAUCUUUUAGUUGACGGAUAUGGGUCAUGGAUCGGUGAACAGUGGAGGCCAUAUCAAACAGGCUUCACUGCAAGCCUCGGGAGAUCUGGACACCAACAAGGCCGAGGAAUAUUGUGGGUCUAUGGCGAUUCUCUCAAUCGCUACUUUUACGAGUCUCUUCUAAAACGACCGCUUUGCUGGCAAGUCUUCCGAGCCUGCUAUCAUACGAUGUUAUGGGUGUAUGUAUUAACACAGAGCGCUAAAGAAGAAAUGAACUUGAUGUUUGGCAGGAAGCCUAUCAACAUUCCCAGGAUCCUUUACGAGCUACAAAACGUAGUCACGCGCUCUGACAUGGACCAAGACAGUGCCCUUAUUCUGAAUGCGGGUGUGCACCUACUGAAGAGCGCGAGUUUUUACAAUUAUCAAAAAGUAAUUAAUGGAUUUAUUAGCGUGUUAAAACGUUAUUACAGAGGAACUGUUAUAUGGAAGAGCACUACUGCCAUUCAUGACCAACGAGAGCUGUACAGUGGCUGUUUUCGACGUUUUCACUCCGAUCAGAGAAUACAACUAUUCAAUGCUUACGCGAAUUGGGCGAUGUGCAAGGCUGGUUUCUUAGUCCUCGAUGUUUACCCCGUUUCAAGCUCCUACCCGAAAGGGACUCUGGAUGGUGUGCAUUUCAAUGAACUAGUGUUUUAUCCCGCAGCUGAAGCAGUGGAGAGAUUUUUCCAGACGUAGCGCUCUGCUACAGUGGAAACGUCACACAAUCCAGACACCGUAACAUGGCAGGAAAUUUAGUCACAUAAACAAGGUCCGAUUAGUCGACACAAGACACUUCAAAAGGAAAAAGAACAAGAACAAGAUGGAUUACAAAAAGGGAGAAGCCUACUGUGAAUAAAACAAACAAAUAAACAGACAAAAAAAACAGAGAUGACGAUUAAAUCUUGACUUUUUACUUAAUCCGAUUCGAAGGUCAAAGUUAAAGAGUAAAGUGUCAAGCAGUUCCAUAUGCUGUACAUUCAUAAAAUGUUUUUAGCCCUAAAUUUUUCCUAGUGAUUAAUUUCUAGAAAUCAUGGUCAGUUUACUCUGUAACAUGAAUGUUUACGCAUGUAAAUGAAGAGCAAACUUCUCAUUUGAAUUAUUUUUCUGGAAUUUCUCGCACCCUCUACAUAAUCCAGGGUACUUUCGUCAACCCGAAGUUAAAAGAGAAAGAUAGAUAGAGCUUUUUUCAACUGUAUCGAAAGAAAUCCGAUAGCUUUUAGUAUUGCUCUACAUCAUAAUUUGAUUGGUCCAUAAAACAGGCACAGAAGUUCUCAAUCUAUCAAAUUUAGAAAUAAACCAAUUCCGACUCGGUCACUCGAGGGUUUCCUCCAUCCCAGCGACUAUCCCCUACCCUACCCUCCCCUUUAUUAUUGAAACCUGACCCUAAUAAGUUUACACUUCUAAACCACAAUGUAACAAAAAUGCUAAAUACCGUUGUAAUUGACAUAAUCGUUUGAUAUGGAACGAGUAUGUUAAAUGAGGUUUGAAAGUCUAUCUAAUUGUCUACGAAGCCUAUAUUAUGACUCUUGCGUGACAUCUGUCACGUCAGGAAAAAUUGAGGUGUGACAGAGGUACCUUAGUUUCUAAAUAAUCUCGUAUCAUACC
Pocillopora damicornis (cauliflower coral) is the source of this 2329-nucleotide messenger RNA. RefSeq lists its product as uncharacterized. Lineage: Eukaryota; Metazoa; Cnidaria; Anthozoa; Scleractinia; Pocilloporidae. The record is from RefSeq and is a predicted model, not a curated record.